This is a messenger RNA of Vicia faba (fava bean), 327 nucleotides long. The record is from the annotation of a GenBank genome assembly. Lineage: Eukaryota; Viridiplantae; Streptophyta; Magnoliopsida; Fabales; Fabaceae.
AUGCACGGUGUUGCCUUGGUUAUCUCAAAACAAAAAUCAGCACCGUCUGCAACUCAAAAAAUUAUCGAUCAAUGGACACAUGUAAACAAGACCAACGAGUAUCAUAAGUUGCUGGAAGAACUGAAAGUUGAAAACAUUACUCUGCCCGACCAAUUUGUUCCUGGAUUUCUCAUUGAGAAGUUGCCGAAAUCAUGGAAGGAUUACAAUAAUCAACUCAAACAUAAACAAAAUCAAUUACCUUUGACAUAUUUGAUCACACACAUCAUUAUCGAGGAUACAAACAAAAAGGAGAGCAAGGCUACAAAGGCAAAAAGUUUUGUUUCCUGA